UUCUGCACUCUGGCACAAGUAGCCGUCCACAUAGGACCUCUUCAUCGUUCACUUGGAGUAAGGAAAGCAGCACAUCAACAGCCAACAUGCCAGCAGAUUUGAACGGAUAUUGGAAAAUGAUUUCCAGUGAUAACUUCGAGGAGUACCUGAAGGCUCUUGAUGUAAAUGUCGCCAUCAGGAAAAUCGCCACCUUGCUGAAGCCUGAUAAGGACAUCUCCCACGACGGGGACCACAUCAUCAUCAAAACCCUCAGCACCUUCAAAAACUACAACAUGGACUUCCAUGUGGGCAAAGAGUUCGAGGAGGAUCUGUCUGGAGUGGAUGACAGGAAAUGCAUGACCACCAUCACCUGGGACGGAGACAAGCUGGUGUGCGUGCAGAAGGGAGAGAUUGAAGGAAGAGGCUGGACCCACUGGGUGGACGGAGAUGAGCUUCAUCUGGAGCUGAGAGCUGGAGGAGUCGUUUGCAAGCAGGUCUUCAAGAAGACCUAAGCUGGCUCUUCUCGAACGAGACGGUGCCGCCGGCUGACAUCAGUUUACAGAGACACACCAGAAACAUCCCACACCUCUGACCUAGCAUCCAACUUCCCUUUGGUCCAUUCAUACGUCUCUCCAUACGUCCAUCUACCCAGUGGAUUUUCCCUUUGCUUUCCCUACACACAUUUAUAUUCCAUCAACACAAAGUUAUGUGUGUAACAUCACCAAAUGCAGUACUGUAUAUCUGUCUCAGGGUGGGUGCUCUUUUGAUUAACAAGUUUAGAUGUGUUGGACGCCGUGCAUACCGCUACUGUAGGUGUAGCUGAUCUGAUGGGUGAAGUGCCAGAUUGAUAACGCAAUGUGCUGAAAUGACUAGUGGGAUAGUAAUGGAUGAGCAGUGAAGACAAGAGAGCAGUGGGUUAAUCACAUUUUUAGUUGUGAAUGGAACAAGGUGACAAUCUGAGUGUGUUUGAGGGCUGUAAACUUCUUUGCUACUGAUGCUUAGUCUGCAGAAUGGAUAUCAGAUGUAAUGUGUGUAUUUAUCCCUCCCAAUUGCUUUGGGAAUGUGCCAUCGAUAGUGAAAUGAAUCAAUCAAUAAAGUAAACAGUGCUCAAUAA
Molecule: messenger RNA, 1093 nt
Organism: Sebastes umbrosus (honeycomb rockfish)
Lineage: Eukaryota; Metazoa; Chordata; Actinopteri; Perciformes; Sebastidae
Gene: rbp1.1
Product: retinol binding protein 1, cellular, tandem duplicate 1
Exons: 4
Coding region: 87-491 (134 amino acids)
Biological process (GO): fatty acid transport
Cellular component (GO): cytosol; nucleus
Molecular function (GO): fatty acid binding
Source: RefSeq, a predicted model, not a curated record